Planococcus citri (citrus mealybug) is the source of this 6891-nucleotide messenger RNA. It is a transcript of the gene toc, whose product is annotated as toucan. Bases 285 to 5594 code for a protein of 1769 amino acids. Gene Ontology annotation, molecular function: microtubule plus-end binding. Gene Ontology annotation, cellular component: cytoplasm; nucleus; microtubule plus-end. The record is from RefSeq and is a predicted model, not a curated record. Gene Ontology annotation, biological process: cytoplasmic microtubule organization. NCBI's taxonomy places the organism in Eukaryota, Metazoa, Arthropoda, Insecta, Hemiptera, Pseudococcidae. The transcript is spliced from 14 exons.
CAUUCUGUUAUCGAUCGACGCGCCAUGAUGUGCGUUAUUGUACUCGUAUGUGUUAAAUCCUGCUAAAAUAAUCGUUAUAAAGAUGAACUUUUGCACAAAGCGCGUAGUUUUCUCGGUUUCAUUUAUUUAAUUAUUAGUUUUUUAUGUUUUUGUUCGAUUGUGUUUGUGUAUUCAGUGUUAAAAUGUGUGUUUGAAUUAUUCGAGUACGUGUUAUUUGUGUAUUAGUGAUUGUUUAAGUGUGUACGAAUCUCGAGCACUAUGGUACCAAUUUUCCGAGUUAAUUCAUGCUUCAAGUAAUGGCUAAGAGUCCCGGAGAAAGCAAGAUUCCUGUAUUUCAUACGAAUCCGCUGAAGAGUAAAAUAUCGAAGCCGCUGACAAACCUAUCGAAUCGCGUGCGCGCUCAUUUGGACGCAGCGUCGAAAUCCAGAGCUUCCUCGUCGGCGGUCUUGUUCGGCAUACUGAGCGCUGGCGGAGGCAGUUUGAAAAAUGUAACCAGUGGUAAAAGCUCGUUAACGGUGUCGCAGAUCAGCACCGGUAAUAAGCUCUCAUCUAGUCACGACGAUCUCCAGAAGAGCUCAAAUGUACCAACGACAACGACGACGGCGUCUGCUCCAGCUCGACCUACCAAUAUCUUCGUAUCGGGGCAGUACUUUCCGACGGCGGUAAAUAUCAAGAAAUCGUUGACGGAAUCUUCGGUGGCCGUUGGUAAACGUGUGAGACUCGGUUCGGGUAAGGAAGGCGUGCUGCAUUUCGUCGGUCAGACGCAGUUUGGCGAAGGAACGUGGUGCGGAGUCGAGCUCGAUCAGGAAGAAGGAACGACCAACGGUACGGUGGAUAACGUGAGGUAUUUCAGUUGCGCCGAAAAUCGCGGAGUGUUCGCGUUAAUCGAGAAUGUAGAUUUGGUGCCGGAAGUUCGCGAGUAUUUGUCGGAUGUGUCGGAUUCGGGACCUCAUAGCUUGCUAGGGGUUACCGGAGAUAUCGAGCAGAUCCAGCAGCAUGAUAACGAGGCAGCUUCGACGUCGGAGGGUUGCUUUCGUUCCAAAGAUAACGCGUUCAGGUACUCCGGAAGUCAUCUGCAUCAUCAACAGUCCAGCCAGCUCUCUACUCCGACGCCCAACAGCUCAUCGAACGAUAGUUACGCUCUGCACGAGUGGAAGGUGAACUCGAGGCAUUCGUCGUCUGCCGGAUCGUUAGCUUUGAGCCAUCGUGGCGUGAACCUGAUGCCUGGAAUGGAUCCUAUGUCGGCGUCCUACCAUAUGAGCAAGCAUAGCUCGUUCGAGUGCGACGAAAGUCUCGGCAUUCUUACUCCAGAUCAAAUGGGCGAGCUGACCACCUGCAGCACAGAAGGCCACGCUCUCGGAGGUGGAUCGUGCGACGAUUUCUCAGCGUUUACUUUCCACGAGACGAAUAACUCGGAGAGUACGAGUAAAACGGACGUCGUAGCUGUGCAAAUCAAGUAUCCGUCGCUGAGUAACAUCGUCGACGUACCUUCGGCAGUCGAGAAUUCCGAAGAAGGGUACCCUUGCGUUAGCAGCGAACCUCCUCAGAACGAAAUCAUAGACAGGCUGUUUAGCGAAACCGAUACCUGCAUGAUGUCAGUAUCGUCAAUCAGCGACCAUAUUGUAAUGACCAAAGAUGACGAUAAAUUCGACCUGACUCAGCGGACACCUUCUCUAGAAGAGUUACCAGUAGACGAUACGACAUUAGUAGCGGCCGAGCAACCGAGCAGCGGCGAAAUAAACGCAGACAUUCCAGCACCGGCGCCUUCGACUACCAGUUUCGUAACCAGCGUCACCAGUAUCGGUAGCUGGGAUAACGGGUACCAAGGCGACGGCGAAUGCAGCCGGCCAACCAGUCGAGGAGCAGACGCGUCACCUCUGGCCAGAGUACCGAAAAUGGUAACCAAAGUUCUAGAUCCGAUGACCGAUUCGGAUUUCUACACCGAAAGCGACGCCGAUCUUUACGAAGACGUCUCUUGUCUACGAGGCGACCGGAAAGCUCGCGUCAUCGACGGUAAACUAUUCGGAUCUCCCGGCAGCACAAAAAUGAUAACUAGUCAAUCAUCCUACGGUUCGAAAGUUAUCACUGGUGAGAUUGCCGACGGACAACACGUGGUCGGCGGCGUCAAUUCCGAAGAAAUGGAUUCCAGCGGAAUUUACUCCGAUUUGGAAAGAAAGUUGGACGUGGCCGAAAAAACAAUCAUGGAAGUUGCCGUCGAAACACUGCCACCUCCGGUCGAAGACGUACAUUCCGAUACGUCCGGCAACUCUACCAAAUCAAUCAGCAGUCAAAAACUAGUCGUUAGUGAUAAACCCAACGAAACCACUAGUGAGAUUACAGAUAAGGUCAAACAUACCACCGCCAUCGCCCCCUCUUCCGCAACCACCUCAACCACUACCACCAUCACAACGUCAGCGGCCACCGCCACUAUAGCUGCCGUACCUGCGAAACCAGCGCCAAAAACCAAAUCCGUCUCCAAAACCGAUACAUCCUCGUCUCACACCGCUGCCAAAUCAGAAAACGCCCUGAAAAGACGUACUUGCGGUACAGUGAAAAAAGAAAACCUAAAAUCAGGUGAACCGUCCGGCGUCAAGCCAAAAAUGCCUCGUCGCAACGUGACCUCCAAAGUUAAAAGCAUGAUUUCCGCCUCCAGCAAAGGAUCCGAGGACGAAAACCAAGAGAACCAGCAACCUCAUCCGAAUAAAAUUCACGCCAAAAAAGCCAACGGUAAAUGGAGCUCGGUACUGUCGAAAAUUGAAAAGUCACGAAGCGAUGAUAAAUGCAAAGCUGACAAGUUGAAAGAUAUCAAGAGCAAGGUAGCCUGCGGUGUGCCCCAAGUCAGCCAAAGUAAAUUGCACAAAGAUGUGAAGAUUUUUUCGCCGAAUGGCAACGCUAUUAAUAAAGUUACAUUGCCGUCUAAAAUGUCAGCCGCCGCAUUGUCCGGUUCAACAAGUUCGCUCAAAGAUCUACCUUCCGGUCAUCGGGUUAAAACACGAAAAACUCGCUGUACCAGGCUGGGUAUCGAGUCUUCGAGUCAAUCAACGGCUACAGUUCCUGCGAGCAUUUCACAAGCCAGCUCGAGAAAUUCUUCGGUUACCGAUAUCAGUGACUCGCACGUCGACAUUAGUCAGCAUUCUUUGCCGGCUGUCGUCAUUCCGGCCGAAUAUCCUCGAGCCAAGAAAGCGUCGACUUUGUUGUGCAGUCCAUUAAGCGAAGGAUCGGUUCCAUGUGUUCCUCUUCCAUCUAGCCAAUUAAAUGGAAAAGAAGCGGCUAAAAUUUCAACGCUGCCGCGUACCAAGGCUAACCUAAAACAAACUGGAAGUAUAAAUUCUUUGAUCGAAAACACAUCGUCGGCUAUGAAAGCGCCGAAGAAAAAUGUUCACCGCAGGACGUUACCUAAAGUUCCCCUCAGAGAUCAGAAUCGUUUAACAAAUGGUGCCAGUGCUGGGUCGUGUUCGAUUAAUAAAGGUCCUCUGAAAGCAUUGCCCCCCGGUGACCAUGGACAUCGUGAUGUGUGCAAAAAUGCUGCUAAAUCGAAAACCAAACCUGUGCAGAUUGCCAAAGUCAACCCGCUCUUGUCGCAGCUAAAGUAUACCACAAAUGGCAUGGAAGCGUUUAUUAUUCUGUUUCAAAGGAUUACUGCCGAUAUGGAUGUGUUUACGUUACCGUAUAUCAAACGUGAAUUAACCAAGUAUAAAAGCGAAUGGUUGGAAAUGAAAUUGAAAUUAGAAGAAGCGAACGUCAGUUGUAAAAGAUUGAAGGAAGAAAUCGAAACUCAAAAAUUGAGACACGAAAGUAACUUGGAAAAAUUACGAAAUGCCCAUUCCGAACAGCUUAACAUGUUGAACUCGUGUCAUAAAACUGAACUAAACGAAAAAACGGAAGAUUACGAAAAGCAGUUGAAACAGAUGGAAGAAAAAUUAAAGAGCCGGGAAACGUAUUUGGAAUCGAAAUUCAACGAAGACCUAAGAGCCAUUCAACAGAAGGCUGAACAAAGACUCGAAAGCAUUCUGGAAGAGACGAAAAAACAAGUGAAAAUAUUACAACGCGAAAACGAAGAGUGGAAAGAGAAACUACGAGAGCAGUCGAAAAAGAACCUAAAAGAUGUACAAGAUAAGGUCAAAGUACAAAUCGAACAGAUUGAAAGUAAAUACGAACGAAAGCUAAACGAAGCAGCCGAAGAAUUGAGAAAAAAAGAAGAGCAAUUCGUAUCGUUUUCUAAUAAAAGAGCCGAAAAUUUAUUGAAAAGGAAAUUAAACGGGACGCAGGAAGAACGCGAGCUGUCGAACGAGAACGUUAUUCCUCACGGAUUUAAAGCCGAUUUUCAAAACUUGGAGGAGGAGGUGUGCUCGUUAAGGACUGUUCUUGAUCUGAAACAAUCGGAGAUUCAAGAUUUAAGAAAGUUAAACGAGAAGCUGCACGGUGAAGUACAAGAUUUACCUUUUGUUAUGCAGAAAUUAGAUUCAGCUCAGGCCAGAGUUGAAGAUUUGAGUGCUCAGCUGGAGACGAAAAUUGAAAAUGAAAAAAAAUUAUUGAAAGAAAAUCGCAAACUAAUGGAAACCGUUCACGCCGAAGCUGAAAAAAGAAACCGAUUAGCUUUCCAAAACGAAGAACUACUAUGGAAAUUGAAGAGAAGCACUCAAGUAGCCAAAACUCUGGCCGUAUUCAACAGCAAUCGUGGAAAAGAACAAUCCGUUUCAGAAUCAGAAGCCAUGAGCCAAUCCACUCCAAUUAACCCAAAUCAUUGCCAUCGGAAAUUGAACCUUAUUCGAAACGGUAACGCCGAAAAAUGCCUAAAACGAUCUCGAACCGAUAACGAUAUCAAAUCAACCGACACGUCACCGAGCCAAGACGCCGACGUAUCGUCCAAAGUACUCGGUGUGGUUGAAAAAAGCGACUCCGUCUCAUGGGUGCUGGAGCUGGACGAAUCUCCGGCUGCCGUCGCCUCCAGAAUGCUGCGAAGAGCCAACAGCCUGCGCGGAGUACCUUCGUCUAAGAAGAAAACCCACAGCAGAGCUAUGCUCAAGUUGCCAGCGCUCAAGAAACGACAAGAAGUAGAAGAUACUUCGACAUCCAAGGUAGACUUCGGCGUUCAAUGCUGCGAUAUCGAUUCGACUCUGGACGAGAUGGACGUCGUCAGCGGCCCCAUCGCCAAGCCGAGCCGUUCUGAUGAAACCUUCGAAGGAUCGGAAUCGCCGAAGAAACCGACAAACGAAGAAGACGAGAACAUCAUUUCGGAUAUUUCUUCGAUUUUCGAUUUCCUUCAAGAUACCGAUCUCGAUCCCGACGGGUUAUUGACCGAGGAAGAACAUCACGUGGCCGACUUUUACACAUCAGAGAAAGCCCUGAGGACGCCAUUUUCAACCUCGAGCAGCUCGAAUAGCAGUUUGAAUCUGGAUAUUUAUGACUGGACGCCUCGUAAAGGCGAUAAAGCUCUGGGAGAAUCGGCCCCCAUUGAUGUGGCUCAUUCGCCUGGUCAUAGUUGCUCAUCUAGCUUGACCUCGAGGAGCACAUCCGAUUGCGAUGACAGCGAAUCUAGCAGUAGUUCGUCCUUCAUACCCCCAAACAUUGAAACUAAAUUGACUACUAUUUGAAAUUUUUAUUUGUAAAUUUUACGUGUAUUUUUUGGUUUUUGAUUUUUGAUUUUUUUUUUCGUUUCUUCUCGAAAACCUGUUUCCACGAAGAUCAUCGCCGAUUUUUUUUUACCUUGUGAAACCUGUAUAAUUUUUAUAUACCUAAAUGUUAAUCGAUCAGCGAGAUUGUUAAUUUUUUUUAUGUCUUUUUACGUGUUACAAAAUUUAUGUCAUUUCUAUUUAUGUAUUAUCCGCUGCUUUGAUUGUUUGGAAGGGAUGAAAACCUACGCCAGUGUAAUUCGCAUUAUACCAUCUAAAAAAUUGUUCAAUGUACGAAGUUAUCUGUGUUUUUUGUUUUUUGUUAGUCAUGGAAUUAAUUUAUGUAUUAGUUUGUAAGACAGAUGCGUUCGGAAAUAUAAUUUCGUUUCGAUUGUUCCCUCGUGAAGGAAAAAAUGUAAUCCUUAAAGUCAUCUCAAAUCGAAUUUCGCAUUGCGAAAUAAUUAUAUAAGUCAUAUCUCAGGUAAUUUAUACCUAAUUUAAGCGAAUCGAUCUUUGAUAUCCUUUCGAAUUUUAAGAGAAAAAAAACUGAACCAAAGCCUACUUAUACGUGGUCUUUUUUUUUUAUUGGGAGCAUCGUUAUUACAAAAUAUACUUGUAUAUGUUUCAAGUAUUUCGUCAGUAUUAUCAUUUUGUUUUAAUUUUUUUUAGUGAUUGAAUAAUUUGUUGUUAUUGUGAAUUUUUUUGUUAUUGUAUCUUUUCUUUUUGUCUUUUUUUUUUCUUUUUGUAUAAUUUCCUUGUAUAUUGACUUUUGAACUAAAUUUUAAUUAAGGAAGAGAAUGUUUAAUAUAUUUUUUUUCUAUGUAUGGUAGCUUAAUAUGUAAUAUGUCUAGUCAUACACAUCGUUGGUGUGUUUAAAAAAUCAAAAAGAUAUAUUUAUCUGCAUUUGUUCUCUCCCUUUCUCCUUCCUUGUUUAAAUAUUUGUAUGUUUAGGACGUCAUGUUUAAUCAGCGUGUACUUACUUUGGUACUAUUUUAUCAUUUUUUUCUUUUUGUUCAAUAAAUGUUUAAAAUACAUUGUAGUCCUGUCCGAAAAGAGAUUAGAGUAGUUGAGAGGAAAACUGAUGCACUUAGUUGUAAUAAUUUUUUGGGUUGUGAUUGGUGAAGAAUAUAUUUCUAUAUUAGUAUUUUAAAAAAUGAUUUCAAACAUACCAAAUACACGUGUCGAUUAUAUCGCAUGUGUAUGUUUUAAGCGAUUAAAGUUUAAGUCUUGUUGUACGAUUGAUAGUGCCGUUAUUUGCAAAUAAAUUUUUAUGAAUUUA